Messenger RNA from Nicotiana tabacum (common tobacco), 1422 nucleotides. Lineage: Eukaryota; Viridiplantae; Streptophyta; Magnoliopsida; Solanales; Solanaceae. The record is from RefSeq and is a predicted model, not a curated record.
GAACCUUGGGCAAGCAUGCUCGUAGUGCUCAAUUUUUCAAGUAUAAAUGCAGGGUUUGGUUCAACUCUACGGCAGGGAAAUAUUACUCACCAUGAAUAUAUUCAGGUCGGCAAGGGACGAGAUGUCGGGCUCAACCAGAUUGCAUUAUUUGAAGGCAAAGUUGCUGGUGGUAAUGGUGAACAAGUUCUCAGUAGAGAUGUUUACAGGCUCGGCCAGCUCUUUGAUUUCUUUAGAAUGUUAUCGUUCUACUUUACAACUGUUGGAUUCUACUUCUGCACAAUGUUGACAGUGCUAAGUGUUUAUGCUUUUCUCUAUGGCAAGGCAUAUCUGGCGUUAUCUGGUGUUGGUGCCACUAUUGAGGAUAGAGCUGAUAUAUCAGACAAUGAUGCACUCAGUGCUGCUCUCAAUGCACAAUUUCUUUUUCAGAUUGGUGUCUUUACAGCGGUUCCCAUGAUUCUGGGUUUCAUUCUGGAACAAGGUUUCCUAAGGGCUGUUGUUAGUUUUGUCACUAUGCAGUUUCAGCUUUGCACUGUCUUCUUCACGUUCUCCCUGGGCACUAGGACACAUUACUUCGGUCGGACUAUCCUCCAUGGUGGUGCAAAAUAUCAUGCAACUGGUAGGGGGUUUGUCGUUAAACACAUCAAGUUUACUGAGAAUUACAGGCUCUACUCCCGCAGUCAUUUCGUAAAGGGCAUGGAAAUUGUGCUUCUGUUGGUGGUUUAUGCUGCUUAUGGCUACAACGAUGGUGCUUUAUCCUACAUACUUCUCACUGUUAGCAGUUGGUUCUUAGCUGUUUCUUGGCUUUUUGCUCCAUAUUUGUUUAAUCCAGCGGGAUUUGAAUGGCAGAAGACAGUGGAAGACUUCCGUGACUGGACCAACUGGCUCCUUUAUAGAGGUGGAAUUGGUGUUAAAGGGGAAGAAAGUUGGGAAGCCUGGUGGGAUGAGGAACUGGCUCAUAUUCGAACCUUUGGAGGGAGGGUGAUGGAGACCAUUCUUAGCUUACGAUUUUUUAUAUUCCAAUAUGGCAUUGUCUACAAGUUAGAUGUUCAGGGAACAAAUACAUCUUUAACGGUGUAUGGUUUUUCAUGGAUUGCGUUUGCUGUCAUCUUAGUCCUCUUCAAGGUGUUCACUUUCAGCCAGAAAAUAUCAGUUAAUUUUCAGUUGCUGCUGCGUUUCAUCCAAGGCCUAUCGUUUUUGCUUGCCGUUGCUGGUUUAGCAGCUGCGAUUGUAGUUACCGAUCUUACUGUCACAGAUGUUUUCGCAUGCAUCUUAGCAUUCAUACCCACUGGCUGGGGAAUUCUCUCGGUAGGUCUUCUUUUGUUCCACUACAUUGAUGACAGUUUGCGUGCAUGUUUGUUAGAGAGGGAAAUCACUGAUAUUAGAAUUUCAUCUCUUACUGUCAAAUAAGCAAAUAAAUUUCAA